Aplysia californica (California sea hare) is the source of this 1460-nucleotide messenger RNA. RefSeq names its product dual 3',5'-cyclic-AMP and -GMP phosphodiesterase 11. Bases 57 to 1427 code for a protein of 456 amino acids. The transcript has 4 exons. The record is from RefSeq and is a predicted model, not a curated record. NCBI's taxonomy places the organism in Eukaryota, Metazoa, Mollusca, Gastropoda, Aplysiida, Aplysiidae.
UUCCCUAACACCUGUAUCUCCCCAGCCAGGCGGAGCCUAUGUUGUAGAUCUACCAGAUGGGCUGUUCGGCGUCUUCCACUGCCGCGCUCAGUCAAGGUGACGUCAUUGAGAAGAAAGAUUCCUCCCAAGUAAUCGACAACUCCGCCGGCGGCGACAAGAGCAUGCCGAAGAGCAACAAAGUCUCGGCCCAGCAGAUGGUCAAGAAAGAGAGCCAGACUUCAAGUAAAGGCAUCCGCAUCUCCACCAAAGCUCCCAGAGAACAGCCCCCUCCGUUCAAAAAGACCCCCAAAGAAGCAGGAGGGUCUAUGGCGAAGAAUGCACACACCGACAAAGGAGGAGGCGCUGACGAACGCAUAGGAAAGCAGUUGACGUCCAGUCAACAGGGCAGUCUGCCCGGCUAUUUAACAGACGAGAAAAACAUUUUGAAAUACUCAAAGACUUCGUCUUCACAAAUCGUCACCAAACGCAGCAGCGUCAUCGCCCGGAAGUUGGAGAGCGACCGGAUCGAGGACGAGGCGUCUGUAGACAUCCCCAUGUCUACGAAAACGCCCAAAGAACACCCGGGCCCAGCCAGUGCUUCCACCAAGACCUCAUCCACCAUAGCCACGUCAAUGUCUGUGUCCAGCACAGUCGCACCUGUUAACGAUAUUAUUCUAGAAGACAAUCUAGAAUCUUCAUCAGUAACUAACUUGACUCAGAGAAACGGGUCUAAUAUUUGUGUUGCCGUUAAGAACGUCGAAACGACGGAGGCACGUUCGUGCAGCACGUCAGAUCUUUCCCCGAACAUCGAAGCUAAGCUGAGCAUCGCCCAAGUGUCCACAGAGGAACCAGUUUCCCGUUCAGACUCGGCGCUCUCCAAGAGAAGGGCUGACAAAUCGAAACAUCGAGGUAGUAAGUCCACCAACCCUUCUACCCCAGCAGGGUCACUGACGGCGGUUUCUAAAUCGAACGAAAACGUCGACGGCAGACCUCGCUCCUCAAACUCUCAUCGUCAUCACCAUCAUCAUCACCAUCAUCAUCACCCCCACCAUCACGCAAAAUAUGGAACUCAUUCCAAAAUAACUUCUCCCAAAAAGACCUUUAAGUUCACGUCAAAGGACGAAAAGACUCAGUUCUUUGUCAAAACAGUCAAGUCUAACGACGAGAACGAUGAGGACCUGGGUGACACCAAAGAUAUUCUGAUCCAGACGGACGUAGUCACGGUCAAUGAUCACAACGAGAAGUCCAAAAAGAAGCUCUUAAUCAAAAUGAAGAAACUAGGCAGCAAAGAGAGUGGCGCCAAACUUCGAAUGUUGAAGCCCCGGCAAGGCUCGGAAAAGGGAAAGAACAAAGGGAAAGAGAAAAAGAAACACGGAGAGAAUGAGAAGGAGAAGGAGUUAACGACUGAAGAGCUUGAGGAGGAAGGUAGGACGCUCUGUUUGUUUUGACGGUGUGUAUGCGUGUGUGUGUGUGUGUGUGUG